AUGACACCUACUUGCGAAGUGUACGGAAAGACAUUCACACUAAAGGGUAAUCUUAAAAAACACAUGAAUUUGAUGCAUAAUAAGACCACUUAUUGUAAUAAGUGCGGCAAGACAUUUUCUCAAAAGGAUCGUCUUAUAAGUCACAUUAAAGCGCAGCACGAAGACAUUGAUCACGCUUGUGUUUUAUGAGGAAAAAAAUUUAAACAUAGAAAAUAUUUAUGCAGACACGUCAAAAGUGUGCAUGAAGGCAAUACCCAAGCACGAGAACAAUACAAAUGAUCUUAAAACGUACCUAUCAAUACCGCGCCAAAUGAUGAAAUAUCGAGACAAAUAAAUAAAUUAACAAAUCAUAAAUUAACAUAUACUUAUUUAUUAUCAUAUAAUAAAUAAACAUAUCAUAAAUUUUUACUCAGUAGUGAUACUCAAAACACGACAUAUAUUAUAAUUGUCAUCGGUACAAUGUUAACUGAAACACGACAUAUAAUAUACUUAUCAUAAGUACAAUGUUAAAUACCGAUACACAAGUAAGACUGAUCGCAAACAAAAAUAACGUUUUUUCGAAGUGGAGAUGUGCCGCGAGGUGCAAAACUCAAAAUUGCAUAAAAAGGCAUUUUUUGUAUAUUAGGAUAUACGGAUGUCGCUAAAAAAGUAUACAGCACUCCAUCAGCACCAAAACAAUGCUAUGUAAAAUUUUCAGAUUGAUUGGUUUAUCCCUGCAUGAGUUAUCGCAGUUAGAGUAAAACAUCGAAAAUUAGCAAUAUCGAAUGUGUACGACUUUGCUGCGCUCAGCAUCAAUUAUUAAAUCAAAUCAAACUGAACUCCAAGAGAAAAAAUUUCUAGUCUUACUUGCGCAAUUAUGCUUCUUGUAUCAUUAUUUGUAUCAUUAUUUUUACGUUGCCACUUGCAGAUUUGCAGUUUAAGAUAUUCGCCACCUUAAGAAAGCGAGCGAAGAAAUUAUUAUGUCAACGUAUAGACCAUCACUGGGACUGGUAUAAAAAGUCCGGGCAGAAAGUUCAAAGCCAUCAGUUCGAUCAUAGAUACGCGCGCUACUACACACCAUAUCAAAAUGCUGAAGCACAUCUUCGUCCUACUGGCCGUGGCCGCUCUCUCCAUGAGCGUGAUCGCCGCUCCACCCCAAGCAUCCAGCAGCAGCAGCACGACCCAGGCGAGCACCACCGGUGCCGCCGCCGCCGACGAGACGACGAUCGUCCCAACGGAAACGUCGUCCACCGAAGGUCCGGAGUCCGUCGAAUCCGAGAUCCUCGGCCUGGCCGAGAUCCUGUCCGGGGCCGCGAGCGUGACCUUGCAGCAGGAGCGCGAGUCCAUCCAGCGGGCCAUCAAGUACCUGCAGGACGCGCUGCGCUCGAGCAUGAAGGCCACGAGGAACGUCAUCCGCGCGGGUGGCAAUUUUCUCGUCAUCGUGCCCAAGUGGGGCUACAACACCAUCCUCAACAAGGAGCCGAUCCACAAGCGUCCCUGGUAUGAGCGUCUCUCGGAGUCGGACUCGGGACCCAAUCCCAUUACCGUAGCCGCUAUCACAGCCGCCGCCGCCGAAGCCGAGAGACUAGAGGCCCAACUCGCUGCUGCCGCUGCAGCCACUGCCGCUGCCGCCGGAAACGCGUCGGCUUCGGCCGCUGUCGAUGUCUCCGUUGCAGGAUCCGUUGAAGGAUCCGCUGGUGCCGCCGCUGGUGGCAGUGCUUCCGUCGGUGUCGGUUCCGUCGGCGUGUCCGUCGGUGGCUCGGCUGCCGUCAGACCGACCGGCUCGAGCACCAGGAAGUACGACUUUCUGUACCACGACUGAAACUUAAGCCUGUAAUCUCGUAU
This is a messenger RNA of Trichogramma pretiosum, 1824 nucleotides long. Its product is annotated as glycine, alanine and asparagine-rich protein-like. The record is from RefSeq and is a predicted model, not a curated record. Bases 1067 to 1801 code for a protein of 244 amino acids. The transcript has 3 exons. NCBI's taxonomy places the organism in Eukaryota, Metazoa, Arthropoda, Insecta, Hymenoptera, Trichogrammatidae.